ACGGAAGCAGCCAAGACGAGAUCGAAACCCAGGUCUCCCGGCCGGUGAAUCUUCGUCGACUCAAGUCGCACCUCGCCGCAACCGGGAAGGUAAGAAGCCGUCGAUCGAGAAGAUGCAGAUCUUCGUGAAGACCCUGACGGGCAAGACCAUCACGCUGGAGGUGGAGAGCAGCGACACCAUCGACAACGUCAAGGCUAAAAUCCAGGACAAGGAAGGGAUUCCGCCGGACCAGCAGCGGCUCAUCUUCGCCGGGAAGCAGCUGGAGGACGGCCGCACGCUCGCCGACUACAACAUCCAGAAGGAGUCGACGCUGCACCUGGUGCUCCGCCUCCGCGGCGGCACCACCAUCAAGAUCAAGACGCUCACCGGCAAGGAGAUCGAGAUCGACAUCGAGCCCACAGACACCAUCGACAGGAUCAAGGAGCGCGUCGAGGAGAAGGAGGGCAUCCCGCCCGUCCAGCAGAGGCUCAUCUUCGGCGGCAAGCAGAUCGCCGACGACAAGACGGCCAAGGACUACAACAUCAAGGGUGGCGAUGUGCUCCACCUCGUCCUCGCUCUGAGGGGCGGUUUUUAGGUUUUAGGGUUUAACUUUAGGUUUUUUACGCGUGGUUUUGGAACUAUCUAUCUAUAAAGUUGUCUUACCUUAUUGAUUAUUUUGAACACUGUAUUUCGUAAUGGCCUACCGUCUGCUUUCUGCAGAGCA
Molecule: messenger RNA, 703 nt
Organism: Lolium perenne
Lineage: Eukaryota; Viridiplantae; Streptophyta; Magnoliopsida; Poales; Poaceae
Product: ubiquitin-NEDD8-like protein RUB1
Molecular function (GO): protein binding
Source: RefSeq, a predicted model, not a curated record